UUAUUAAACACGCUAAAAGUGUAAGUGAUAGUGAAAAUCUGCUGUAAUUAAUCAAUGGAUGUUAUUAGUAUUCAACUAGAAACAGCAUUAUUAGAGGACGAUUGUUCAGUAAAUGAAAUUUAUUCAAUAUGUAGAGGCAAAUAUACAUUUCCAGAAUUUCUACGUGCUGAUCUGUGGACAUGUUGCUUAGUGACUCAUAAGACAGAUGCAUUAUCACAUUUUGAUGAAAUAUAUGACUUACCAUUUCAAAAACUUUUAAGACAAGAUUGCCAAAAUUUCAUCGACACUUUGGGAAAUGACGAAGGAGAUAAAAUCUCAGUUCUGAGUGAUAUUGAGGCAAUUCUAACAUUUUAUUGUAAAAAUCGCAACUUAAAGUAUGAAUCAAAUAAUGGAUGGAUUGAGACACUUAUGCCGAUCUUAUCACUAAAGCUCAAACGGACGGAAAUUUACAAUAUUUUUGAGGCAAUUCGAGACACAUUCAUUCCAAAAGAUAAUAUAAAGCACGGAAAUGUUUAUCAUGUAUUUCGCUUAUUGAUCCUUUAUCAUGAUCCUGAACUUUGUGCAGUGCUGGAUACUAGCAAAAUUACUCCUGAUAUGUAUGCAAAUCAAUGGUUCCAAUCACUUUUUGCCUCAACUUGUCAGCUAUCUGUUGUUCUUCCAAUAUGGGAUUUGUACUUUCAACAGAGCGAUCCAUUCCUUGUAUUCUUUCUUAGUCUCAUAAUGCUGGUCAAUAGACGCGAUGAAAUAAUUGGAAUGAGAAAGGAUGACAAAACAUCGAUAAUUAAAUUUCUUUCAAAUAUGCCGUGUGAAUUACAAGCUGACGAUGUUGUUGAUUUCUGCUCAUUAGCACAAUUUUAUUCAAGUAGAACGCCUUCAUCAUUCAAAUCUGAAAUGCUUAAUCAGCUUUUUGGACAGCAAACGAGUGUUGAGGAACCAAUUGUUAUGUCACAGGCCUUAUGCUUGCCAGUUUCGGUCUAUGAGUUAAUUGAGAAUACGUCACAAACCAAAGAAGGUGCAGUACGAUUUUUCCUAGUCGAUUGUCGACCUGUUGAUCAAUACAACAGUGGACAUUUAGCGACAGCUUUUCAUCUAGACUCAAAUUUAAUGUUGACGGAACCGACGUCAUUUCAAACGGCUGUACAAGGCUUAUUAAGAGCUCAAAGAAGUGCUAUAGAUGCAAAUGCAAGUGGUGAGCAUUUAUGCUUCCUCGGAUCAGGCAGAAUUGAAGAAGAUCAAUAUACGCACAUGAUUAUAGCAUUUUUCCUUCAAAAGAGCACUCAAUAUGUGUCAAUCUUAAGUGGUGGAUAUGCUGCAAUACAUGAUUACUUUGGUGACGGCAUGUUUGAUUGUCUCGAGGAUCAUGACUUUACCAGAUGCUUAGUAUGCAACAAACCAGGAGCUGUGAAUAGAAAUCAAGCUAGUAAUUUAUUUCAUCGACACUCAAUCGCAACAAGUAGUCCACAUCAACAGUCACAAAUGAAAGAUAAACAACAGCCACAACAAAAGCAGCAAUUUGAUUUAUUUAGCAAAUUAUCGUUUGCAAUGAAAACGAAAACGUCUGACGUAAAAUCGAAAUUAUUUGAUUAUAUAGCACAUCCAGCAGCAAAUAGUAGUGUGCCACAGAAACAAGAGGAAGUGACCGAGAGACAUGUGUCGAUGAGUGAGAAGAAUGGAAAGAGAUACAGGAAUUUACCACCAGUUUUUGGAUUAGAUGAAGACUAUGAUCAUGGUGGCAACGAGAAUAAUGAAUUUUCAUCGUCCGAUGAGGUUGACUCGAAUCGAGUAAAUAUUCAGGAAUACAUUAAAAGCAUGCCAGAACUGGUACAGUCAUUUAAAUGCCAAGAGGUGCAGAUUAACGGUGCUAUGUACGAUAGUUAUUUGAUUCUAACAAAGAAAAGAAUCGAAGUGAUACGGGAUCUUGAAAAUGGAAUGGGAAAGGUCUCAAUAAAACGUCCUCUGUCCAAUAUUGUAAAGAUUACAGCCAAGAAGAGAUAUCGUGACUUAAUUACUUUCAAAUAUGGAGCUCAUGAUGAAAAUGGUGAAAAUUUGAUAAUAACAGAUAUGGAUAGAUUUUUAAUACCAAAUUCACAAGAAGCAACAAAAAUCAUUUCCAAAUAUAUUUUACAACAAUUAUAAAGUUAAAUUCAGUAUUGGAUGAAAAUUAUAACGGUUAUUUAAGCUUUUAAAAUUUUACAACAUAGUUUUUGAAUUCAAAAAGAUUAAAACCGUCAUUAUAGAUUUAAAAAACAGCCUAUUUUAAGGGCUAUUUGAGAUUUGAAAAAUAUUUCAGCAUGAUUUUUGAAUCUAAAAAGUCAGUUAAAUAGUCAAAA
This is a messenger RNA of Chironomus riparius, 2330 nucleotides long. The record is from the annotation of a GenBank genome assembly. Lineage: Eukaryota; Metazoa; Arthropoda; Insecta; Diptera; Chironomidae.